This is a messenger RNA of Danaus chrysippus (African queen), 1602 nucleotides long. The record is from the annotation of a GenBank genome assembly. NCBI's taxonomy places the organism in Eukaryota, Metazoa, Arthropoda, Insecta, Lepidoptera, Nymphalidae.
AUGAUUCCAGUUGAAGCCUUCGACAAACAGUCAGCUAUCCACCGUAUUAAGAUACUAUUGGGUAUUGUUCUGCGUGUACAUUGUUAUGUAAAAGUGGAUAAGUUUCUGUCUGACAAGCAAACGUACAAUAUCAUAGUGCGAGGCAAUGCGAGCGGAUUCUACGGAUUGGAAGAUGGCGCCCUUCGAGGAGAGGUAGAGAUUAGAGGGCGCGGCACGGAGCCGGCGUUCCUUCACGAACUACACUCUACGCUGCCACCUGCCGCGCCCGAAACCUGGCACACCAUCUCUCUGGUCUUCAAAGGCCUUGUCUUCAUCACGAUUAUCCUCGGAGCUCUUCUGGGAAAUGCACUCGUCAUCAUAUCCGUACAUCGUCACAGGAAACUCCGUGUCAUCACCAAUUACUAUGUUGUUAGCCUCGCUGUGGCGGAUAUGUUGGUUGCGUUGUGUGCUAUGACGUUUAAUGCAAGUGCUGAACUUACUGAUGCCUGGCUUUUCGGGCCUUUAGUCUGUGAUAUCUUUAAUUCUCUUGAUGUUUAUUUCUCAAGCGCGUCUAUAUUACAUCUUUGCUGCAUAUCUGUUGACAGAUAUUACGCGAUAGUCCGACCUUUGGAAUAUCCUGUCUUAAUGACACAUAAAACUGUCUGCUUUAUGUUGGCUAAUGUAUGGCUAUGGCCUGCAUUUAUAAGUUUCGUUCCAAUUUUUAUGGGAUGGUAUACGACAGAACAACACAGACAGUUCAGGAGAGCGCAUCCUGAUGUAUGUAUUUUUAAAGCCAAUAUGAUUUACGCUAUAAUAUCAUCUAGUGUAUCUUUUUGGAUACCAAGUUUAGUGAUGAUAUCAAUGUAUUGUAAGAUAUUCAGAGAAGCGGUCAGACAAAGGGAGGCAUUAACGAGAACGUCUUCAAAUAUUUUGCUCAAUUCUGUCCAUAUUAAACACACAUCACACAGCGCUCAUCACUCCCAUUACUUGCAUCCCGACAGAAGGCCAUCUGAUAUAAGUCCGAACUACAGCACUUUCACCGAAGUUGGUCCGGAAGAAACAGAAUUUGGUGGAGAAGUUGUGUUGGCUCUAGGAGAUAUUUGUCCAAGUAAAGAAGCAAGUCCAAGAAAGUCAGUGAAUAUCAGUUGUGAUACAGCAAGUUCUGGAUAUUGUUCAGGAGGUUCUAACAAAAGAUCUUCAAGUGGUCAACCACCAACAGGUUGGAGACCAAGCUGUACUUCAGCUGUGGCCACAAAAGAACUAGCUAAGGCAGCAACAGAAUUGAAUUCACAAGGUGCGACAUUACGGGCGGCUGGUAAAUCGUGGAGGGCCGAACAUAAAGCGGCUCGAACACUUGGCAUAAUUGUUGGAGCGUUUUUGCUAUGUUGGUUACCAUUCUUUCUAUGGUAUGUCACAACAAACGUAUGCGGUGAGCCAUGUGAUACUCCCGAUGUGGUAGUUGGUGUACUUUUCUGGAUUGGAUACUUCAACUCAGCUUUAAAUCCACUGAUUUACGCCUAUUUUAAUAGGGACUUUCGAGACGCGUUUAAAAACACGCUGAUGUGUGCGCUGCCUUGUUGUUUUAAAUGUUGGAAGGAUACAGGCACAGCGUCCUUUGUAUGA